ACCCAUGUUUGAACCCGGCAAAAUCCCGCUUGGUCGAGUGAUCAAACCUUCGAAAUCUCUUACAGCUUCUAUACAACCAGACAAGUAUGGACGGUGGGAGAAAACUCUGGGUGCCCGACAACGAGCAUGGCUAUCUGUUAGGGAGCAUAGUCGAUAUAGGAUCGGACGAGAUCACUGUUCAACUCGAUGGAUUCAAAGGAAAGCAUGUUACUGCUCCGUACGAUCGCACUUUCCCGGCGGAGAAGGAUAGCAACAAAGAUGUGGAAGAUAAUUGUGCCCUGAUGUUUCUUAAUGAAGGAACUCUUCUAAAUAACCUGCGAGUUCGCUACAAAAAGGAUAAGAUCUAUACAUACGUGGCCAAUAUCCUGCUUGCUGUGAAUCCUUAUCAUGAAGUCAAAGAGCUUUACACAAAGGAAACCAUCAUGAAAUACCAUGGGAAAUCCCUUGGCACACUUCCACCUCAUGUCUUUGCCAUUGCUGACAAGGCCUACAGAGACAUGAGGGCUUACAAGCAGAGUCAGUCAAUAGUUGUCAGUGGUGAAAGUGGUGCUGGAAAAACAGAGUCCACCAAAUAUAUUCUCAGAUAUCUCACAGAAUCCUGGGGAUCUGGAGAUCAGGGAAGAAUAGAACAGAGAAUUGUAGAAGCUAAUCCUUUGCUGGAGUCAUUUGGUAAUGCAAAAACCAUGAGAAACAUCAACAGCAGCCGUUUUGGCAAAUACGUUGAGGUGCACUUUAAUGAGAAGGUUAUUGUUGUCGGCGGUUUCAUAUCCCAUUACUUGCUUGAACAGUCCCGGAUUUGUAUGCAAUCCAAAGGAGAGCGCAACUAUCAUGUGUUCUACCGGCUCUGUGCAGGGGCACCAAAACAGAUAAAAGACAUGCUCAGACUGACACGUGCACAGGACUUCAACUACCUGAACCAAGGCUCUCUGUCUGAUCCAAACCUGGAUGACACAAGUGACUUCAAACGCAUGGAUGCCUCCAUGGAUAACGUCGGGUUCUCAAAAGAAGAGAAAUCAAACAUUUACCGUGUAGUGGCAGCCGUGCUGCACCUUGGGAACAUUAUAUUUGAGGAUAUCGAUGACACACAUGGGGGCUGUCAGGUGUCCUCAAAGUGCAGCGAUGAAGUCAAUAUCACAGCCAAGCUACUCGGCGUCUCCCCCGAGGAACUCCAACAGGCGCUGACCACUCGUCUCAUGAGCGCGGGCGGCGCUGACGUCAGGGUGCCUCUGAAGCUCGAGCAGGCUUACGCCGCGCGUGACGCGCUUGCCAAGUCCAUCUACACGAAGCUGUUUGACCACAUCGUGGCGCAGGUCAAUCAGUGUUUCCCAUUCACCAGUUCAUUCACUUACAUCGGCGUACUGGACAUUGCUGGUUUUGAAUACUAUGAGCUGAACAGCUUUGAGCAGUUUUGCAUCAACUACUGUAACGAGAAGCUGCAGCAGUUCUUCAACGAUAGGAUUCUCAAACAGGAACAAGAAUUGUACGAUCGCGAGGGCCUGGGAGUGAAAACAGUCAAGUACAUGGAUAAUCAGGAUUGCAUAGAUCUAAUCGAAGCAAAGAAGACUGGAAUUCUGGAUAUUUUGGAUGAAGAAAGCAAACUGCCUAAACCAACAAGCGCACACUUCACUUCGGACAUUCACCUCAAACACAAGAAUCACUUCCGGCUAGCGCUCCCAAGGAAAUCUCCGCUAAUGUACCACAGGAAUCUGCGGGACGAUGAGGGAUUUCUGAUCAGACAUUUCGCAGGAGCUGUUUGCUACCACACGCAAGAGUUCAUCGACAAGAACAACGAUGCCCUCCAUAACGACCUCGCCGAACUCAUCAGCGAAAGCAAGGACUCAUUCGUAAAGAGCCUGUUCCCCUCUGCUUCCGGUAACGGCGACCGCAUUAUCGGUGGUGUUACUAUGGCGGGCUCAGGGCGACAAGGAAGCAAGAAACUCGCCUUCGUUAGCGUCGGUAGCAAAUUCAGGACUCAGCUGCAGCAAUUGAUGGAUAAGCUCGAUAGCACGGGCGCUAGUUUCAUCAGGUGCAUCAAACCCAACGGUAAAAUGAGUGCCAACCUGUUCGAAGGCGGCUCGAUUCUCAGCCAACUUGAGUGCGCGGGAAUGGUAUCUGUGCUUGCGCUUAUGCAAGAUGGCUGGCCUUCUAGGACACAGUUCACAGAACUCUAUCAGAUGUACAAGAAUUUCCUUCCCAGCAAGCUCGCAAGGCUGGACCCAAGGAUGUUCUGCAGAGCUUUGUUUCACGCACUUGGAAUGAGCGACAAGGACUACAAGUUUGGUUCCUCUAAGAUUUUCUUCCGACCAGGAAAGUUCGCAGAGUUUGACGCCGUAAUGCAGACCGACCCGGAGAACUUGAAGAAGCUGGUCUCCAAGGUGACGACAUGGUUGAUCCGAACUCGCUGGAGAAGAGCCAUAUAUGGAACGCUGUCAGUCAUCAAACUUGCCAACAAGAUCAAGUUCCGUACUCAAGCGAUCAUUAGAAUCCAGAAGACAGUCAAGAUGUUCAUUGCCGUCACAAGACACAAGCCUAGGUAUCAAGGCAUUAUGAAGAUUCGCCGUCUUGAGGUGCAGGUUGACAACUUGGCACAGCUAGCUUCAAGCUUGAAAAAGGAUAAGGAUAAGGUAUCCAAGCAGAUCCAGGACCUCCGUAACGCGACGCAGUCAGCCAUCAAAAAGAUCAAGUCGACGAUGAUGAAACGCAAGAUGAUUGACGAGGUGUACUGUGACCUGGUGAAACGUGUCAAUCACCAUCUUGCGGAUUUGAACGAGCGACAAAAGCAGCAAAAGAUCGCUGAGGAACAGGAGAGGCUCAGGAAGAUCCAGGAACAGAUGGAACUGGAACGGAAACGCCGCGAGGAGGAAGAACGGAAGAGAAAGCAAGAGGAGGAAGAGAGAAAGAGAAAAAUGCAGAUGGAGCUUCAGCGAAGGAAGGAGGAAGAAGAGCAGAAAAAACGCGACGAAGAAGAGCGAAAACGGCGAGAGAAAGAGGAGAAGGAUCGCCAGUUCCAGUUAGAGAAACAACGUCUGGCUGAGGAAGAACAGAAACGUCAGGCGAUGAUUGAUCAAGAACGGCGUGACCGUGAAUUAGCCAUGCGUCUCGCCAACGAUCCUGACGCAAUCAUCAAUGAUCAGCCUGAAUCACAGACCUUGCAGAGGAAUCUUCCAGCGAAGCCGGAGAAGAAGUAUGAUUUGACCAAAUGGAAGUACGCGGAACUGCGUGACACAAUCAACACAUCGUGUGAUAUCGAGCUUCUCGAGGCAUGCCGGGAAGAGUUCCAUCGACGUCUUAAAGUGUACCAUCACUGGAAGAAGGCCAACAAAUCACGUGACCCAUCCCAAGAUGCCGGUGAUCAGAGAGCGCCCCAGGACAUCAUGCAAGCAGCGGAGGAACGAGAAAACGCCCCACCUAUCCCCCCACGUGCUCACACCCAAGAGCCCGAAGUGCCCCCAGCCCUCCCCCCACGAAGACAACAGCGGUUUUUCCGCGUACCAUUUGUGAGACCCAAGGACAAGUAUCGCGAGAGCGAAUAUCGUAAACAGGGAUGGUGGUUUGCGCAUUUCGAUGGACAGUGGGUCGCGCGACAGAUGGAGUUCCAUCCCGGCAAGGAUCCUCUGCUGCUGGUGUCUGGAGAAGAUGACCUGGAUAUGUGUGAGCUUAGCCUGGACGAGACCGGACUGACAAGGAGACAGGGUGCAGAGAUUGCACAACAGGAAUUUGAGGUUCUGUGGCACCAAUUUGGUGGUACCCCUAGAGUGUACCGCGCGAAGAUGUACCAAGAUCAUUAAACCGUCAUCCCACCACACCCAACAAAUCCAAGGGGGAGCUAAGUCAACAUUAACCAGAGUCAGUUGAUGUUAUUUACUUCUCACAAAUCACUUAAGGGAGCACUAGACCUUCAAAUCAAAACUUACCCAAAAUUUCUCACUAAAAGGGGUGUUUCUCGACCCAACUGUCAGUAACUUUCACUUCACAUAAUUAUUCAAUAUUUGGUGUAGUAGCAAUCCACGUGCCAGGAGCACAAAAAUUUGAUGGAGGGAUUCAAAUGGGGCGUUAGAUAUGGAUGGCACAUGCUUUUGGGUGGGGGGAAACCUUGUUGGUCUAUUAUCUCCAAAAAGCACCCUUUAUCUGCCUCUAAAUAUAUCAACUUAGGUUAAAACAAGGCCGUCAAGGCUAAUGAUGUAAAAAAGGCCAAGUGUUAGAGUGAAUCUCUUUAGAUGUAUGGUAUAAGUGUUAACCAAUAUCACGUGAGUGCUGAGUGUCAUGUAGUUGGUAGACUUUGCAUAGUGGCUAGGUGGCAAUUGUACGAUAGUACAAGGUGCUAUUUAGUUUGAAACUUUUAUAGCAAACGUCUUCGUAGCGCGAGGUAUUCUUCCACUACUCUACUGUAAACUUGGAAAAUUUCACACAAUUGGCUUGUUAGACCGUUUUUAUUUUUACGUAUGUGCAGUUUAAAUUUCACGAAAAAAACUAAGUGAAAAUAAAUACAACUCGAUCAUUUCCACUUUUUCUUAGGCUUGCUGCGCAAUCGAUCAGUGUGAAAGAAACUGAAAUAAUGUACACUUAGACACUUAGAAAAUAAGGGCAGCCCAGCUAUGGGCGGGCCCAAUAGUUUUAAUGUAGGAAAUAGUUAGCCUAUAAACCGUAAUACACGUCUAUUUUCUUAAAUAUCUCUAGUUCAAGCCUGCUUGUUCUAUUUAACGCAAUUCAAUAUUUAUAGUAGAAUUAAACCACAAUUUCUUCUAGUUUGUUGUAAUUUAGGAUUCUUUUGCGAUUAAAUUUAUCAUAUUGAG
Molecule: messenger RNA, 4793 nt
Organism: Nematostella vectensis (starlet sea anemone)
Lineage: Eukaryota; Metazoa; Cnidaria; Anthozoa; Actiniaria; Edwardsiidae
Product: unconventional myosin-VI
Exons: 32
Coding region: 87-3788 (1233 amino acids)
Biological process (GO): actin filament organization; endocytosis; vesicle transport along actin filament
Cellular component (GO): actin cytoskeleton; endocytic vesicle; cytoplasm
Molecular function (GO): microfilament motor activity; actin filament binding; ATP binding
Source: RefSeq, a predicted model, not a curated record